AUGAGUAAAAAACUAUCAUUGGAAGAAAGGCUUUCUCUGGCUACGAAGAAGGGAAGAAAAAAGAGCAAGAGAUCAACAUCGAACUUAUCAUCACCCUCACCUGCAAUACCCUCAAGCAGUGAACAAGAAAUAAAUGGCGCGUCUUUCGACGAUCCUACUGCCGGUGUGGAAUCAAACGAUGAUGCUGAGAACGGGGACGAUACAGUACGAUUGCUAAGCACGGAAGAGAGCGGUACACAUAAACUAAUAACAACUGCAGUCGAAAGUACAGCGCAUAUCGAUCCGGAUAAAGCUGGAAAAUCUGAAGGCACUAUAAUACCAUUGCCUCAAUGGCUACCUAAGAAUUUUCUAGACCUCAGUGUUGAGGAAUUGGUCAAAAAAAUAAGCCCGGAAUACCAAAGGCUUAACGAACAGAUUGACGACCUAACAAACGAACUCAACAAGAAACCCCAAAUCGAGACUAGGGACUCUAGUUUCUUUAAAUUGGUUAAAGAGAAAGACGAUUUGAUAGACCAAUUGAAAAAAGAAGGCACAAAAUUAGCAGAGACAGAAUUGAGGCAAUCUAAUCAAAUCAAAGCUUUGAGAGCGAAUGUAAAAGAUUUAGAGUAUGAUGUAUCCACACUAACUGAGGAUUCGGCACAGAAUGUAGACAAUUUUAACGAGCUGCAAUCAUUGUAUCAUAACUUACAAGGACAAUUGGCUGAAGCCACAAACAAACUAAAGGACACUGAUAAACAAAAAGAGUUACUAGAAACAUUCGAGAAAAAGAUUGAAGAAAAGGAUGGUUUGAUUAAGAGUUUGCAACAAUCUUUAGAUGAAGUAGAAAUAUUGCUCGAGAAGGAGAGAACUGAAUUUCAAAUGGAAAAGAAAGCAUUACAAGAAGCAACAAUAGAUCAGGUCACAGCACUGGAGACAAAACUAGAACAACUAAGAAUAGAGCUGGAUAAUUCCAAUCAGAUUUCAAAUGCGAAAUCAAAUAGGGACGGUGGCGCCGAUAACGAUGAAAACAGCUCCGAAGUAAAAGAACAUACAUUGUCCCAAUAUAAUCUGUUGAAAGAACAGCUGGAAUCAAGUAAGGCCAACUGGAAUAGUAUUGAAUAUGCUCUGAAUAUUAAAAUUGUGGAUUUGGAGAACCGCCUUACAUCUACAAAAAAGGAAAAAAAAAGAUUUGAAGAAGCUUAUCAAACCGCCCUGGAUUCAUCAGAAACUUUAAGCGAGCAAUUGGAAAAGGAAAGAGAUAAUCAUCUAAACGCCGUUUCUCAAGUCAAGGAGCUGGAGAGACAGAUAGAGACUUUAAAAUUAUCAUUACAGAGUGUAAAUGAUGAUUACAAUUUAUUGAAGAAGAAAUAUGAUAUUCAAAGAGCUCAGUUAGAGAAAAAUGACGAUGAUUCAAAACCGCAUCAAGAGAACAGUGUUGGGAAAGUUGUCGAAAAAUUACUUUCAGAAUCAACUAGUAGCUUGAAUUCCAUGAACGGAAAUAUUGAAGACGAGUGGAUUUUGCCUCAAGAAAACUCCAUGCUGUCAUUAUCAAUCUCAAAAUUGGAAGAUUUAGAAGACGAUUCAUCUAUAAAACCCAUAGGAGAUGGGCCGCACGACACCCUAGGUAGUGAAGAAACACAACACUUUAGUAGGAAAAAUGUAGAUUUUAGCAUCGACGAUAUCCCAGAGGAAGCCGCUGAUUUGCAAGCAAUCCAGGAAGGAAAAUCCAUGAAAUCAUUAAACAAUACAUCAAUACCGUACAGAAGAGCGAGCGCUCAAUUAUCGAAUUCUAAUGGCCAUAUAAGUGCUCAUUUGGUGAAUAAGUUAAGUACAGAAUUAAGAAGACUGGAAGGAGAACUAUCAACCUCAAAGGAAUCAUACAAUAACUUGUUAAGUGAAAAGGCAAAGGCAAACGACGAGAUAUUGAGGCUACUUGAGGAAAAUGAUAAAUUUGAUGAAGUCAAUAAGCAAAAAGAUGAGCUUUUGCGAAAAGUAGAACAAAUACAAAGUAAAUUAGAGACCUCUUUACAAUUGUUGGGUGAAAAGACCGAACAAGUGGAAGAAUUAGAAAAUGAUGUGUCUGACUUAAAGGAAAUGAUGCAUGAGCAAGUUCAACAAAUGGUUGAAAUACAAGAGAAGAUGAGAUGA
Saccharomyces eubayanus is the source of this 2127-nucleotide messenger RNA. RefSeq names its product Sgm1p (gene SGM1). Lineage: Eukaryota; Fungi; Ascomycota; Saccharomycetes; Saccharomycetales; Saccharomycetaceae. The transcript has a single exon. The coding region runs from base 1 to 2127 and encodes 708 amino acids. The record is from RefSeq and is a predicted model, not a curated record. Gene Ontology annotation, cellular component: endoplasmic reticulum; Golgi apparatus.